Messenger RNA from Acaromyces ingoldii, 714 nucleotides. Its product is annotated as putative 60S large subunit ribosomal protein L6. The coding region runs from base 1 to 714 and encodes 237 amino acids. NCBI's taxonomy places the organism in Eukaryota, Fungi, Basidiomycota, Exobasidiomycetes, Exobasidiales, Cryptobasidiaceae. Gene Ontology annotation, cellular component: cytosolic large ribosomal subunit; ribosome. The record is from RefSeq and is a predicted model, not a curated record. Gene Ontology annotation, biological process: ribosomal large subunit assembly; cytoplasmic translation. The transcript is spliced from 2 exons. Gene Ontology annotation, molecular function: structural constituent of ribosome; RNA binding.
AUGGCCGCCACUACACGAAACUCGACGUCGAGCGCCCACGUCGGCCGCCUGAGCCGCACCAAGGUGUUCCAGAAAAAGGCUGCGUACAAGAAGACGGACCGCAAGGUUGCUCCCGCGCAAAAGGCCGACGACAGCCGGGCUACCAAGUCGGUUGACAUCAAGGGUGGCAAGCGCUCCAAGCCCGUCAUCAAGGCUUCGCGCUACUACCCCGCUGAGGACGUGGCCGUGCCAAAGAAGAGCAGGAAGAGCCCCAAGCCGGCUGCGCUCCGACCUUCGAUCACGCCCGGCACCGUGCUGAUCCUCCUGGCCGGACGCUUCCGUGGCAAGCGUGUCGUCUUCCUCAAGCAGCUCGAGAGCGGUCUCCUGCUCGUUACCGGUCCCUUCAAGGUCAACGGUGUGCCCAUCCGCCGGGUCAACCAGGCCUACGUCAUUGCCACGAGCACCAAGAUUGACGUCUCUGGUGUCAAGGUUGAUGACAAGAUCAACGAUGCCUACUUCAACCGCGAGAAGGUUGCCGGCGCCAAGCCCGAGGCAUCGUUCUUUGCCGACCCCAAGAACAAGGCGGCACACCCAGAGGCCAAGGUUGCUGACCAGAAGGCCCUCGACAAGGCCGUCAUCGAGGCCGUCAAGAAGGCUGGCCCCAACAUGGCGAAGUACCUCGCUGCGUCGUUCAGCCUGACCAACGGCCAGAAGCCUCACGCCAUGCGCUUCUAA